UCAACUCUACGAAUUGCAGUUGGAGAUACUCUAAUAUAAUAUGUAUGUACCUAUAAAGGCAUAGUAUGUACCUAUAAAGGCAUAAACCCUUUCCCCUCCAAAAAUUCCUAAAACCCUAACCCCUUGAUCGGCUGAACAAUGAGAGAACCUAAAUCCAGGAAAUUCAAGCUCCAGAAACGCCUCACAGAAGUCCAAGAAAUUGAGCUCCUCGAAUCAUGGAUUGAUUCGUGCAAACCCGACUCCGGCUCUAACCCGCUGUCCCUUUCUCCACCGUCGAAGAAGUCGCCUAUCGGCAGGCUUCCUGACGGCUCCUUUUCUCCCUAUGCCGGCGCCGACAAGUUUUUCCAACUGCCGCUAUCGAAGAGGACCAAGGAUGGCUUGGUCGCCUCUGGUUUCUCGAAGAUGACCGACAUUCAGAAGGCUUCUCUACCCCACUCCCUCUGCGGCAGAGAUAUCUUGGGAGCUGCUAAAACUGGCUCCGGGAAGACUCUGGCGUUCGUUAUCCCGGUUUUAGAGAAGUUAUAUCGAGCUAGAUGGGGUCCAGAGGAUGGGGUUGGAUGCAUAAUCAUGUCUCCUACAAGGGAAUUAGCUGACCAGCUUUUUGAAGUUCUAAAAAACGUAGGAAGGCACCAUGGAUUUAGUGCUGGACUUCUAAUUGGUGGUCGUAAAGAUGUUGAUGAUGAGAAAGAGCGUAUAAACGAGUUGAACAUUUUAGUCUGUACUCCCGGAAGACUUCUCCAACACAUGGAUGAAACUCCAAAUUUUGAAUGCUCACAACUUCAGGUGUUAGUUCUUGAUGAGGCAGAUCGUAUUCUUGAUGUGGGAUUCAAGAAAGAAUUAAAUGCUAUAAUAUCUCAAUUACCAAAACAAAGACAAACCUUUCUUUUCUCAGCCACGCAAACAAAGUCUGUUCAAGAUCUUGCAAGACUCAGUCUAAAAGACCCAGAGUAUCUUAGCGUGCAUGAGGAGUCUACUACUGCUACUCCGAAUCGUUUGGACCAGACUGCUAUGAUUGUUCCCCUUGACCAAAAGCUUGACAUGCUUUGGAGUUUUAUAAGGACACACCUCAAUUCAAGAAUUUUGGUGUUUCUUUCGAGCUGCAAGCAGGUAAAAUUUGUGCAUGAAGCUUUCAAGAAACUCCGACCAGGAAUUCCGUUGAAAUGUCUUCAUGGAAGGAUGAAGCAAGACGGACGUAUGGGAAUCUAUGCAUCAUUCUGUGAGCAGCGGUCCGUUUUGUUUUGCACUGAUGUUGCAUCUAGAGGCCUUGAUUUCAACAAGGCUGUUGACUGGGUUGUUCAGGUAGAUUGCCCAGAAGACGUUGCUUCUUACAUACACAGAGUUGGGAGAACUGCUCGUUACCAUUCGGGUGGAAGAUCUGUCUUAUUCCUUGCCCCCUCAGAGACAAAGAUGCUUGACAAUUUGCAAGAAAAAAAGAUUCCUAUUCGGAUCAUUAAGGCAAAUACAAAAAGAUUGGAAUCUGUUUCUGGUUCAUUGGCAGCUUUGUUAGUCAAGUAUCCUAAUCUACAGAGUCUGGCUCAGAGAGCCUUCAUUACUUAUUUGAAGUCCAUCCAUAAACAACGCGAUAAAGACAUUUUUGAUGUCACUAAACUUCCAAUUGAUGAAUAUUCUGCAUCAAUAGGUCUUCCCCUGACUCCCAGAGUUCGGUUUCUAAAACAAAAAGUUAAGGGUAAAAAAGUUUCUGAAGAUCUUGCCCUGGUGCCAGAAAGCCAUUCUGAUGUAAAUCCUUCUGAACUCUUAAGAGGAACUACGAAUGCUGUGAGGCCGGAGAAAGCAGAAAUUGAAUUGGAAGAGAGUUUUCUUUUGGAAAAGAAAGCACAGCCUUUAGGGGAUGAAAAUGUAACUGAUAUUAGGGAUGAUAUGUCUGCUACAAGGGUCUUAAAGAAAAAGAAGUUGAAGAUCAAUGUGCACAGACCUGUGGGUACUAGGGUUGUAUUUGAUGAUGAAGGCAACACCUUACCACCUCUUGCAACACUAGCUGACUCCAAUACUGGAUCUGAUUCCGUCAAGCUGGACAAGGACAAAGUAAGUCAACGAUAUGCAGAGUUGAGAGAAAUGAUGAAAUUGGUUGACAAGGAAGAUAAAGCCUUGGAACACAAGCGUCGGAAAGAAAAGCGUAUCAAGCAAAAGAUGAAGUUGAAAAGAGGUAGAGAAGAUGAUGAUGAUGAUGCAGUUAGUGAAGAUGAUCUAUCUGGUUCAGACGGAGAAGCGACUAUAAACAGACCAAAUAAAAAGGGCAAGAAAUAUUUCAACAGUGAUAGUGAUAAUGAUGACGACGAGAGGAGGAAAGGCGAGAACAGCACAACUCCGAUUACACUGGCGGAGCAAGAAGAACUGGCUCUUAAACUGCUCAGUUCAAUGCAAUAAUAGAAAUGAGGGCCGAUUUUAUAAUGAUUGUUGUAUGCUGUGAGAAGUAGAAAUUUAAACUUUAUAUUUUCCUGCCUAAAGAGUAAUACUAUGCUCAAGGCAACAAAUUUUGUGGUGCAGGUUUCCUUUGUAGAAGGGUGCUUCAUUAUUAACGUUACAAAAUUAAUUUAAUCUUUGACUGUAUAGUUUUA
Molecule: messenger RNA, 2576 nt
Organism: Salvia miltiorrhiza (redroot sage)
Lineage: Eukaryota; Viridiplantae; Streptophyta; Magnoliopsida; Lamiales; Lamiaceae
Product: DEAD-box ATP-dependent RNA helicase 32
Exons: 8
Coding region: 139-2385 (748 amino acids)
Biological process (GO): rRNA processing
Cellular component (GO): nucleus
Molecular function (GO): ATP binding; nucleic acid binding; RNA helicase activity
Source: RefSeq, a predicted model, not a curated record